AUGGGCUCCAGCCAGAGCAGCGACAAACUCCACUGCAACCGCUACCUGAACGGACAGGGUCCUCCAUCACUGGUACAACAAGCUAAUGAGGAGGUGAAUGGGAUUCACAAAGUCCAGACUAGCUGCCAGCCAAAGGGCCAGAUGACCUGGGUGAUCCUCCACAGAGACCUGCCAGGGUUCCCUGAUGACAACACCCUGCAGAUGAACUACAUAUUCCCGGAUGGAGUUCAGACAGAGAAACACCCUCACCCUGGCCAGCCUUAUGCAGGGCUGCGGCUCUGUGCUUACCUGCCAGACAGCCGCGAGGGCAGGAAGGUUCUCAAGCUGCUGGACAAGGCCUUCAACAUGCAGCUCCUGUUCACUGUUGUCUCCAAUAAAGAUGGAGAGGACACGAUCGCUGCAGCUUCCAUCCCACUAAAAACACAAGCAGAAAGACGGGGCGCAGAUGACGGCUACCCUGAUCCUGAAUACCUGAAGAAUGUGAGAAAGCUACUGAGGGAUAAAGGCAUUGAAUAAAACACAACACACACUGCUGGAUGACAGACGCAGAUCAAAGUGCAGUUUAUGAAUG
This is a messenger RNA of Cottoperca gobio, 571 nucleotides long. RefSeq names its product deltex E3 ubiquitin ligase 3L a (gene dtx3la). The record is from RefSeq and is a predicted model, not a curated record. The transcript has 4 exons. Gene Ontology annotation, biological process: Notch signaling pathway; protein ubiquitination. Lineage: Eukaryota; Metazoa; Chordata; Actinopteri; Perciformes; Bovichtidae. Bases 1 to 516 code for a protein of 171 amino acids.